Messenger RNA from Panicum virgatum (switchgrass), 1032 nucleotides. Its product is annotated as F-box protein At5g07610-like. The transcript has 2 exons. NCBI's taxonomy places the organism in Eukaryota, Viridiplantae, Streptophyta, Magnoliopsida, Poales, Poaceae. Gene Ontology annotation, molecular function: protein binding. Bases 1 to 1032 code for a protein of 343 amino acids. The record is from RefSeq and is a predicted model, not a curated record.
AUGGGGGCACCCGAUCUGCGCAACCUCGCCGUCCCACAGGUCUCCUCCGGUGCUGCGCGCUCGGCGGAUCCUCUCUCCAUUGAUGCUCCCCUCACCGAUGGAUCUGGGGCCCGUCCCCCGUCCCCUUCCGUUCUCUUCCGCAGAUUGACGGCUUCUCGUCUCCAAUGGGAGAAGAUGGCGGCGAUGGGUUCCAAGAAGAAGGGCGGGGCGCGGGACGUGGUGGCCGAGCUCACCGACGACGUCCUCGUCGACAUUAUCUCGCGCGUGCCGGUAAAAUCGCUCGGCCGAUGCAAAAUGGUCUGCAGGCGCUGGCGCGACCUCAUCUCCCACCCGGAGCACCGCAAGAGGCUGCUCCAGACCCUUGAGGGCUUCUUCUGCAUGAGCUACGACAGAAACCGCUCCCCAAAAUCGGCUCGUCAUUUCACCAACGUCUCGGGAGCAGGCGAGCCUCUGAUCGACCCCUCCUCCCUGUCGUUCCUGCCCAAAUAUGAGAACACUGACAUCGUGGAUAGCUGCAAUGGACUCCUGCUUUGCCGCUGCUGGAAACCCACGGAUCCUGUGGCAAUGGACUACGUCGUGUGCAAUCCGGCCACUGAGAAAUGGGUGGUCGUUCCUGAUUCCGGCUGGUCCAGCAAGGGCACACUUUACAAGGGAAGGCUUGCUCGAUUGGGGUUCGACCCAGCCGUCUCCUCCCACUUCCACGUGUUUGAGUUCAUACCAGAUGAUGUUUGGUAUAUGGACGACGAAGAGAUGAAGGAGAACAACAGGUUUGAUGGAAGCAUAGAGGUAGUGGCCAUCUACUCCUCCAAAGCUGGAGUUUGGAGUUUCAACGAGGACAAUGUUGUAUUGGGUGAUCAAUUUGCGAUGCCCAUGGAUUCAAAAAGUGUAUUUUUCAAUGGGGUUCUGCAUCUGACUACUUAUGGCAUGGUAGUAGCCAUUGACCUGGAGGGAAAUAUUUUGAGAGGCAUCCCUAUUCCUAUGCCAGACUAUGAUGAAUAUAAUCCUGGUGGGUCAUUGGCAGAUGAGAACUAA